Messenger RNA from Panicum hallii, 714 nucleotides. RefSeq lists its product as uncharacterized. Lineage: Eukaryota; Viridiplantae; Streptophyta; Magnoliopsida; Poales; Poaceae. Bases 1 to 714 code for a protein of 237 amino acids. The transcript has a single exon. The record is from RefSeq and is a predicted model, not a curated record.
AUGGGAGCUGUGCUCUCGGUGGUGAUGGGCCAAGCCAUUUCCCGGAUGGUCUCCAUGGUGCUCGGCAGGUACCGCGCUAGGGCGAGCGCCGGCGACCAGCUCGAGCACCUUGGCUUGCUGGCCAUCAUGCUCCACAGCACCGUAGAGGAGGCCGAGCGCGUGCAUAUCCGGAGCCGGUGGCUGCGCAGGUGGCUUUGGAGGCUCCGCGACGCCGCUCUCGACGGCGACGAGGUGCUGCAGUCCUUGAGGCAGCAGCGUAUAGCAGGGGAGGCUGCAGCCACCGGCAACAGGCUGUGGAACGCCGGGAAGCGGGUCUUCCGGUCGGCAAAGAGCUUGCUAUUCACCGGCGACAACAGCAUGGAACGGCUGAGCGGCGCCGUGACGAGGUUGGAGAGGACGUCCAUGGGCAUCGCUGGCUUCCUAAAACUGCUCAUGUCAGAAACCAGGCGAUCAAUGCGAAGAACCCAGCAGCCACUACCAGCUGGGGCAGAUGACAGUGACGACGACGACGACGAUGGAAGCAAUGAUGACGCGCCGGACAGGAAAACCAACAUUCGGCUCAGGACAACACUGGAUGGAUCGGAAUCGGAACUCCAGCACGAUGCUGCUCAUCAGAUUGGCAGCAUGAUAAGGAUCGGCCUGAUGAUGGUGAUGCAGAAUGUCUGGCAAGUCAUCGCAGGCUCAGGACGCCACCCGCCGACUGGCCUUUUCUGA